GAUUCAGUAUUAAACUGGCCGUGAAAGUGAAUUUUUGGCUUUGUGGAAUCGGAAGCGAAAGCUAGAAGAUGAUAGCGUUGAUUGUGAGUUUAGAAAAGCAGCAAGGUUUUGAUCAAGGAUUUUUGGUGGCUGCGUGAUCAACCGAAGAUCUUGAUAAGAGUGUUUAAGUGUCCAUGGUUAGGUUCUUGGUACCAUCAAGUUCAAAUAACAGCAGCAGAAGACAAUCAUCAUGUCGAAACGGAAACCAGAUGAAGAAGGUUCUGGAAACAGUGAGCAGGAUUGGGAAAUCUUUGACAUACUCUGUGGAGGAGAGGAGAUCAUGCCAAAACAUCAUCACUCCCCGGUGCAUCAUCACCAUCAUCCCGAACCAUCAUGCAACGAUCAUCACCUUUCUCAUUCGAUCGACUUGGUCACUACACUCCGGAGCGAGUUAGCAGCCUCCACCUACAAACGGGACCGGCUGAUGGCCGAGUUGUCCGAUGCCAAAAGCUCUCUGUGCGCCAAGGAAAACGAAUGUGAAGCUUUGCGGGCACAGAGCGCUCGACAGACUUCGCUCAUCACAUCGUUGCAGCAACGGCUGGCAGUGUCCGAGAACCGAGAGAAGACACUACAUGCCCGGAGCGAGAACGUUGUCGGGACCUUGAACCGAGAUAAGAAACACUUAGAAGAGAAGAUCAAAGAGUUGUGUGAGAAACUACGGAGGUUGGGUUGUGAGUUAACCAAGGAAGAAGGUCACCGGGAUCAGGCGCGAGCUCAUCUGCACGAUUUGGUUCGGAGGUUGUGCCUUUGCUUGGGCGUAGAUGUCUGCGAUUCGACCCACUUGACACCGGAAUGUGUCCUGGCUAAAGCCGGAGAAACUGUUGCUGAACUGCAUAGGUUACGUUCCAAACUGUCCGGUACCUGUGAACAUUUGUCUUCGACGGAGGCAGAACUGAUAACGACAAAGUCGACAGCAUCGGCCGAGAAAACGCGUCUACAAACGCAGAUCGAUGGUUUGCAGUCACUGGCUCAAGGUUUAGAAGGACGUAGCAGGCAAGCAGAGCGUGAUCUUCAAACAGCACGUGAUCGACUGGCUGAGAGUGAAGUCUGUGGAGAUAAACUUAGAGAGGAACUCAGAGGUUUUGAGUCCCGAUGUUGUCGGUUACAGAAUAACCUGGAUCGAUUUCAAACCGAUAGGCUCCAGUUCCUGAGAACUAUGGCAAGCAUAGUUGGGGUUCAGGAGCCUUGUGAAAACAACAUUCGUGAUAAGCUGCGGGAUCUCAUGAACCAUAAUCAGUCACUGCAUGAUCAAUUGACCCAACUGAAAGAACAGCUCCAUCAGGAGGCUUCCAGGCAUCGAGAGCACGAAGAAAGCACAAACUGUCGACUCAAAUCGGAGGAACAACAUCGUACGGGUGUUGAAGAGCGGUUGGAGAAAGCCUGCCAUGAGUUGCAACACUUUCGUGCCGAACACACUACGUUAAGUGAAUACCUAGUUCGAUUGGCUCGAGCCCUCUGUUGGAGCGAGUGUUCGGAACCACCUGCUCCCGGAAGUGAUACGACCAUAAUGAGUGAAACACUGCUGGAACGAGCUGAAAGGCUGGCUACACAUCACGAUCAUCAUCAUGUUCACGGAGUCUGUGAUAAAAACUGCUGGGAGCUGUCGAAUGCGCAUCACCACACGCACCAUCCCCAUUCGCAUUAUCACCAAAAUCAUUUGCCAAAGCUGCGGAGAGAGCGUUCCUGCACCGAUCUGCCGAUGAAGGAAAGCACCACACUGUACAAUCUGCAACGUAGAGUCCGAGUGCUGAGGGAACAGGUCCAGAGGCGGGAUCUCCACCUGGAACUGCUGCGCCGGAAGAUUGCCCUGCUAGAGGACAAUGCUAGGGGCAGGGCUAUGCUACAAACGGAACGUGAUGAGGCAAUGCAUCGAGCCAAGAGAACUUCCAAAAGUGCCGAGAGAACUGCCCACCAGCUGGCCGACGUUAAGGCACAACUUUGUGAAGUUAAAGGUCAGCUCCAGGAAGCAUCGGAUUAUAAGAUUACUGCCCUGGAACGGGGAAGGAAGUGUGAUGAGUUGCAGUCCCGACUUUGUGAGCUGGAAGGUGAACGGGAACGGCUGGUGUCUCAAUUGGCCGCCUAUAAGAAUCGAGCACGGUCGGCAGCGGAAAAUUCCCAUGAACGAAGUCACACUAUAACGCAUCUUCGAGAUGAGUUGUCCCGGAUAAAAACCGAACUCUCAGACACCAAUCAUCGGCUGUCCCAGGUUCAAGCCUUUCGGUCUUCGGUGGCAAAACUGUUACACCUUAGAGAUUGUGCAGAUUCUGAGCUUCUUCACAAGCUUCAAUCUAUCGCCAGUGCCCAUCAUCGAUGUACCUGUUUGGGCAAUUCAUCAUCAGCCGGACGACCUUACGGAUCUAGUUCGCCAUUGGCCGGAAGUGACCAUCACUGUUCCCGGUAUGAUGAUCUGGGUCCACCGGGAAAUAGCUCUUCGGGCUGCAGACCACUAAGCUCCAGUCCCGUCCAUACCAGACGAUAUAUCGAUUCCGGCUUCAACGAUCAUGACCAUCACUUUGACGAUGAUUUCGACUUUGGCAAGAAAUAUUGACGAAAUCAGAAAAACUGCCUUUGAGAAAGUGCUUCGAGUUAACAACGGUAACAUACCAGUUUCGAAUCGGAAACAUGUGGAAACAAAAAUGUGUUCGUUUAUAUCAAAAAUACCUACCCAUAGCUAGAUGUUUUAUGGCAAUCCAAUGCUAUAAGUUAGAUGUUCGUCUGGUGGCGGCACCUAGCGGUCGAUAGUUGAAACAUGUACGUUACGGUUGUACAAAGUA
Uranotaenia lowii is the source of this 2813-nucleotide messenger RNA. Its product is annotated as coiled-coil domain-containing protein 170-like. The transcript is spliced from 10 exons. NCBI's taxonomy places the organism in Eukaryota, Metazoa, Arthropoda, Insecta, Diptera, Culicidae. The coding region runs from base 230 to 2587 and encodes 785 amino acids. The record is from RefSeq and is a predicted model, not a curated record.